UUUUGAACAUAAAAUCUCCAAACAAGUUCUAAGUCUUUAACGCCGGAGCCUGACUGAAUAAUGGUGGUGGCUUCGCCGUCUCGGCAGUCCUGCAGAGCCUCAACGAUGCCAAAUCCUCUUUCCAAAAUUCUAAACCCCUAAAACCCUAUCUAUCCCACAUUCUCCUCAAACACCAUGAACGCGGCCGAUUUUCUCUCGCCGUCGCGGGCGUUUCUGUCUCCACCUCGCGCCCACCUUCAGAUUUCACGGCCCAAACCCUUCAAUUUCAGCAGAAACAUCGCCUCGUUUCCAUUUCGAAAGCAGUCGAGGAAAUUCAGUUUCGCUCGCCCGUUCGCGGUUCUUAGAAAAUCAAAUUCUGAUAAAGACACUGUUAAAGAGGAUUUCGUGACCAGGGUUUUGAGGGAGAACCCCAGCCAGGUCGAACCCAAGUUCUUAGUUGGUGACAAGAUUUACACUUCGAAAGAAAAAGAGAAUUUGAACAAGGGUGGUCUUGGUUUCGAUAUCAAUGCGUUGAAAAUUAUGAAGCUGUUUAAUUUGAAAUCGAUUACGAAGAAACAAGAAAAUGAAGUGACGCCGUCGGGGCCUGUGUAUCUUAAGGAUCUUUUGAGAGAACAUAAAGGGAAGCUGUAUGUUCCUGAGCAAGUUUUCAGUGUGAACUUGUCGGAAGAAGAGGAAUUUGAUAGGGAUUUAGAGGAGUUGCCAAAGAUGAGCUUAGAGGAUUUUGAAAAACACAUGCAGAGUGACAAAAUAAAGUCUUUGACUUCGAAGAUGAGUACUGGUCUGUCAUACGGUUUUGGGUAUAGGGAUUUCAUUGUGGAGCUUAAGGAAAUUCCAGGUGACAAGCAUUUACACAGAACCAAAUGGGCGAUGAAGCUAGACGGGAAUCAAGCACAAGCCCUUUUAGAGGAGUACAAGGGUCCCCAAUAUGAGAUUGAGGGGCACACCAUGCAGUCUUGGGUGGGAAAAUUACCCGAAUAUCCUCAUCCAGUUGCAUCUUCCAUAUCCAGCAGAAUGAUGGUGGAGCUGGGAAUGUUGACAGCUGUGAUGGCUGCUCUUGCAGUUGUUGUUGGAGGAUUCCUGGCAUCAGCAGUGUUUGCAGUUACCAGUUUCCUCUUUGUGGUGGCUGUAUAUGUUGUAUGGCCUAUUGCAAGACCAUUUCUUAAACUUUUCCUUGGUGUUGUUUUUGGUAUUUUGGAAAGAGUUUGGGAAAACAUAGUUGACUUUUUUAGUGAUGGAGGGGUUUUCUCCAAGUUCUAUGAAUUUUACACCUUUGGUGGAGGAUCUGCCAGUCUUGAGAUGCUAAAACCAAUAUUGUUUGUCUUAUUAACCAUGGUGCUUCUUGUUCGCUUUACUCUUUCAAGAAGACCAAAGAAUUUCAGGCUAUGGGAUAUAUGGCAAGGCAUUGAUUUUUCACGAUCCAAACCAGAAGCCCGUGUUGAUGGUUCAACUGGUGUUAAAUUUAGUGAUGUAGCAGGGAUUGACGAAGCAGUGGAGGAACUGCAAGAGUUGGUGAGGUACUUGAAGAAUCCGGAAUUAUUUGACCAAAUGGGGAUUAAGCCUCCACAUGGGGUCCUUUUAGAGGGCCCUCCUGGAUGUGGCAAGACCCUGGUUGCCAAGGCCAUAGCCGGCGAAGCUGGUGUUCCGUUUUAUCAAAUGGCUGGAUCGGAAUUUGUUGAGGUUUUGGUUGGUGUUGGUUCUGCUCGUAUUAGGGAUCUAUUCAAGAGAGCCAAGGUGAACAAACCAUCAGUUAUUUUCAUUGAUGAAAUUGAUGCAUUGGCAACAAGGCGACAAGGGAUAUUCAGUGAAUCCAGUGAUGACCUCUAUAAUGCAGCAACUCAAGAGAGGGAAACUACUUUGAAUCAACUUCUAAUAGAGCUUGAUGGGUUUGAUACUGGAAAAGGUGUUAUAUUUUUAGCUGCAACAAAUCGCAUGGAUUUGUUGGAUCCUGCACUCCUUCGACCUGGUCGAUUUGAUAGAAAGAUAAGAAUCCGUGCUCCUAACGCAAAAGGGAGAUUGGAAAUUCUGAAAAUUCAUUCUAAAACAGUGAAAAUGUCAGAGACUGUUGAUUUGUCUACUUAUGCACAGAACUUACCUGGAUGGACAGGAGCAAUGUUAGCUCAGCUGCUACAGGAAGCUGCUCUUGUGGCAGUCCGGAAAGGGCACAAGUCAAUUCUUCAGUCAGACAUGGAUGAUGCAGUUGACCGACUAACAGUGGGACCAAAACGUGUUGGAAUGCAGCUCGGUCAUCAGGGACAAUGUCGUAGAGCUACUACUGAAGUUGGAGUUGCUAUAACUUCACAUUUGCUAAGGCGAUUUGAAAAUGCAAAAGUUGAACGUUGUGACCGUAUUUCAAUCAUUCCUCGUGGCGAGACGUUAUCUCAAGUUGUAUUUCAUCGACUUGAUGAUGAAUCAUAUAGGUUUGAGCGCCGACCACAAUUGUUACAUCGCCUUCAGGUAUUUCUUGGGGGUAGGGCGGCUGAAGAGGUCAUUUAUGGACAGGAUACAUCAACAGCUUCCGUUAAUUACCUUGCAGAUGCAUCUUGGCUUGCUCGUAAAAUUUUGACCAUAUGGAAUUUAGAGAAUCCAAUGGUUAUACAUGGAGAACUGCCUCCAUGGAGAAAGAAAAUUAAAUUUGUGGGUCCCCGGCUAGACUUUGAGGAAUCACUGUAUGAUGACUAUGGUCUGGUUGAACCCCCUGUCAACUUUAAAUUGGAUGAUCAAGUUGUGCAAAGGACAGAAGGGCUGAUACAGGACAUGUAUGGAAGGACACUUGCUCUGCUUAGGGGACACCAUACAGCAUUGCUCAAGACUGUGAAGGUUCUCCUUAAUCAGAAGGAGAUCAGUGGAGAUGAGAUUGACUUUAUCCUGGAUAAAUAUCCUUCCGAUAUGCCUGUUAGUUUUCUUUUCCAGGAGGAAAAUCCAGGAAGUCUUCCAUUGGCAAGACAAGGACGUGAGUUGGAGCCCGCCCUGCUGUUAAACUCGGUCGAAAGAUGAAAACCCGCUAUCAAGAUUCAAGACACCUGCUGCAGUGUUGUAUUCACAUGUUCAGUCUCAGAGGGUGAAGAAUCUGCGCCGGACUCUAAAAUGCAAAUACUUUUAUGUGCCUCUCUGGCAUAAUCUUAUUUUUGCCUGCAAUAGGACCGCAGUGGCUCUACUGAAAAGUAUAUUUGCCCCUAAAAAUUUCUUUGUAGUAUUUGUUAAUGAUCCACACUGAUCAAAAUUUUUGUUGUAAAAUGAAUUCCCCAAGUUGCUUGGCUUGUACUUCUUCCUUUUCUGCUAGCCAGACUAGAUUUUGUAAAAAUAAGCAAUUCCUUUAUUACUUUUUGUUCAUUCUUAUUUUUUCAUUUUACUUUUGAACAGUUUGUAAGUGAUUACUGUUCUUUCUUAAGUAUGUAAAUUACUCUUUUAUCUU
This is a messenger RNA of Malania oleifera, 3412 nucleotides long. RefSeq names its product probable inactive ATP-dependent zinc metalloprotease FTSHI 1, chloroplastic. The transcript is spliced from 15 exons. The record is from RefSeq and is a predicted model, not a curated record. Gene Ontology annotation, molecular function: ATP hydrolysis activity; ATP-dependent peptidase activity; ATP binding. Gene Ontology annotation, biological process: proteolysis. Bases 175 to 2994 code for a protein of 939 amino acids. Gene Ontology annotation, cellular component: chloroplast thylakoid. NCBI's taxonomy places the organism in Eukaryota, Viridiplantae, Streptophyta, Magnoliopsida, Santalales, Ximeniaceae.